This is a messenger RNA of Trichoderma virens Gv29-8, 342 nucleotides long. RefSeq lists its product as uncharacterized. The record is from RefSeq and is a predicted model, not a curated record. The annotation marks the transcript as partial. Gene Ontology annotation, biological process: sterol biosynthetic process. Lineage: Eukaryota; Fungi; Ascomycota; Sordariomycetes; Hypocreales; Hypocreaceae. The transcript has 2 exons. Gene Ontology annotation, cellular component: membrane; endoplasmic reticulum. Gene Ontology annotation, molecular function: steroid Delta-isomerase activity; cholestenol delta-isomerase activity; C-8 sterol isomerase activity.
GUGGCAGAUCUGCCGCUUCACCCCUUCUCUCCCUUUGCCAUGGAGUUGCCAACCUACGUCGCCAACACAAUUGCGGCGCCCGUCCUGGUAUCGAUCUUUGCAGCGGGAUAUGCUGUCAUCUUCCUCAUCACGUAUGGCAUUAUUCAGCGGAUGAGGCCCUCAAUGGGCAGUGGUGAAAUGGCUGUUGCCAUGUGGUUUGCCCUCUGCGGCUGCAUCUAUCUAUUUUUCGAUGGUUACUUCUCCUACAAUGCCUUUGACAUGGCCGGCAAGACAGACAUCUUUGGCCAGCUGUGGAAGGAAUACGCCCUCUCAGACUCGCGCUACAUGAGCCAGGAUGCUCUU